This is a messenger RNA of Rhododendron vialii, 1704 nucleotides long. RefSeq names its product short-chain dehydrogenase TIC 32, chloroplastic-like. Bases 707 to 1492 code for a protein of 261 amino acids. The transcript is spliced from 8 exons. The record is from RefSeq and is a predicted model, not a curated record. Lineage: Eukaryota; Viridiplantae; Streptophyta; Magnoliopsida; Ericales; Ericaceae.
UUCUGUAUUUUCACUUCCCCUAUUGAAUAACUAAAUGCUUACGAUCACUUAAUCUGUUUUCAAUUGGUCUUGUCUAAUGCAAUCUCGAAAGUGCUGUGUGCAUUUGAUGGUUAUUAAUGUUCUUAUAUAUUUUAUAUUGUGUGUUUCUGAUUCAAGAACGCGGAAAGGAUGAAGACAUUAAUCUAACUAUUCUAACAAUACUGACUGACGCCGAUCAAAAAAAUCAGUAUGCAUGCAUGCAUGUUACAAACUUGUUACGCAAAGGGUAAUGAUAGGGUUCUUUUUUUCUUUUCUUUUCUUUCUGAACUCAUUGGUAAUGAUAGACUCCGUUUAUUAUGUUCUACUUAAAAAAUUCAUCUGAUUAUAGGUUUUGGAAAGCUGUUUGGAAUCGUAAAUCUGUAAAAUUUCUUUGUUGAGUGACUUCCACUAGAAUUUGCUAAAUUGUACAGACGUUGUUUUGAGGUUUAAUUACUGCUACUUGCCUGGUGCAUGGUAAUUUAGCUGAAUCAAGCAAUGCCGUCUUCGGUAUACAAAGUUCUUCCCUCUCUUGUGCUUAUAUUUGGGACUUUUGGGGCACUGGAGGGUAUUUUCACAGCCUUUUUGAUGGGAUUUAUCAGUUGAAAAGAGAGGCUCACAUGAUGGUGCAUCAAGUGGUAUUGGCAGAGAGACUACACGUGUCCUCACUUUGCGUGGUGUACAUGUAGUUAUGGCAGUUAGAAAUACAGAUAGCGGCAGAAAAGUGAAAGAAGCUAUACUUGAGGAAAAUCCGAAUGCAAAAAUUGACGUAAAGGAGUUAGAUCUCGGUUCACUUGCAUCCGUAAGGAAUUUUGCUUCGGAAUUCAAGUCCUUGGGCUUUCCCUUGAACCUCCUCAUUAACAAUGCAGGAGUUUUUGCUCCUCCUUUCAUGCUCUCUCCAGACAAAAUCGAUCUUCAGUUUCAAACUAAUCAUUUAGGUCAUUUUCUUUUGACGAAUCUUUUGUUGGAGACCAUGAAAAGUACAGCACGUCAAAGCCACAAAGAAGGAAGGAUUGUUAACGUCUCGUCAAUUGCUCAUAGGUUUGCAUACUGUGGAAUUCAAUUUGAUAGGAUCAUGGCUCCUAGUAUCAAUGAUGAAUCUUGGUACAAUAGAGUCUAUGGUUAUUUACAAUCAAAGCUUGCUAACGUAUUGCAUGCCAAAGAGCUUACAAAGCACUUAAAGGAAGAAGGGGUGGAGAUAACUGCAAAUUCAGUUCAUCCUGGAUGCGUUAACACCAAGAUUAUGCGUUACCUCGGCUUUCUUAAUGGCUCCUCUAUAAUUGCAGCAUAUUUCGUGAAAAAUGCUUCUCAGGGAGCAGCAACGACAUGCUAUGUAGCAAUGCAUCCACAAGUUAAGGGAAUAAGUGGAGAGUAUUUCGUGGACUGCAACAUAGCAAACUCGAGCUCUCUAGCUAAAGAUGCAGAACUGGCAAAGAAAAUGUGGGAUUUCAGCUUGAGUUUGACUGAUGCAAAGUGAUGUCCUACAUCUUAAGGUUAUAUGAGGGCAGGGGAUGUUAAAACUUGCUAUAGGAAAUAACUGGCUGGAAGGAUAAAUUUGGCCUCCUGAAGAAACAUUUGAUAUGUACGUAUUUAAGGAUAUAUCAUCUGUUGGUAAUGCCUUGAAACGUCUAAAAACACUAUAAAUCAUUUUUCUAGAUAACUGCAUACCAAAAAUAGGAUACAAGUGUU